Messenger RNA from Strongylocentrotus purpuratus (purple sea urchin), 3251 nucleotides. RefSeq names its product CUB and sushi domain-containing protein 3-like. The transcript has 13 exons. The record is from RefSeq and is a predicted model, not a curated record. The coding region runs from base 1 to 2172 and encodes 723 amino acids. Lineage: Eukaryota; Metazoa; Echinodermata; Echinoidea; Camarodonta; Strongylocentrotidae.
AUGUCCACAUAUGACAUCCAGAAGGCCGAGAGGGUCCGAUUCUCCUGUAUCGGGUUAUCAAGUCUUCUGUGUGAAACCACUGGGUUAUGGAGCGGACCUAUGCAGUCAUGCCCGCCACCCGUCUCAGCUCCUACACGAUGCACUAGUCCAUUUAUCCCAAAGUAUGCAUCAGCUGAAAACGUACGUUUGGCCUACAGCAUCGAUGAGACGGUAACAAUCACCUGUGACAGCACACCAGACAGAUCGUUCACCCUUCAGUGCAAACCAGAUGGGUUUUGGACGGGUGGUGUCCAUUCUUGCCCACCGCCUUCAGAAGUUCCGGAGAAGUGCAGUGCCCCUUACGUUCCAAGAUAUGCAACUAUUCAAGGCCUGCAACUGAAUUACGACUAUGGUGACAGCAUUACUGUAACAUGUGACAGCAGCACUGCUCAGUUUACCCUUCGGUGUCGCACGAAAGGUCGAUGGGGUGGCCAGGAGGUUUCUUGUCCCGUACCUACCCCAGUUCCGGAGAAGUGCAGUGCCCCUUACGUUCCAAGAUAUGCAACCAUUCAAAACCUGCAACUGAAUUAUGACUAUGAUGACAGCAUAACUGUAACAUGUGACAGCAGCACUGCUCAGUUUAUCCUUCGGUGUCACACGAAGGGUCAAUGGAGUGGCCAGGAGGUUUCUUGUCCAAUACCUACCCCAGCUCUGGACAAGUGCAGUGCCCCUUACGUUUCACGAUAUGCAACCAUUCAAAACCUGCAACUGAAUUAUGACUACGGUGACAGCAUUACUGUAACAUGUGACAGCAGCAGUGCUCGGUUUACCCUACGGUGUGGCACGAAAGGUCAAUGGAGUGGCCAGGAAGUUUCUUGUCCCGUACCUACCACAGUUCCGGAGAAGUGCAGUGCCCCUUACGUUCCAAGACAUGCAACCAUUCCAAACCUGCAACUGAAUUAUGACUACGGUGACAGCAUUACUGUGACAUGUGACAAUAGCAGUGCUCGGUUUACCCUUCAGUGUGACACGAAAGGUCGAUGGAGUGGCCAGGAAGUUUCUUGUCCCGUACCUACCCCAGCUCCAUCUCAAUGCAGUGCUCCUGUUAUUCCAAGACAUUCUACCAUUGCAUUCUACCGAAUGACCUACAACUCAGGUGAUGACGUGAUUGUUACUUGUGAUGCAAACAGCGAUCGUUUUACCCUUCAUUGUAACAACAGUGGAAUUUGGAGUGGACCGGAAAUGUCUUGUCGAGAACCAGUCAAACCUCCAACACUGUGCAGUGCACCUUAUAUUCCGAGAUAUUCUUCGAUUGAAAGUCAUCAUUUGAACUACAACAAUGAUGAAACAGUGUCAGUGACAUGUGACACGAACAGUGAUCAAUUCACUUUACGGUGUCAGGCAAGUGGAUUAUGGGAUGGCCCUGAUAUAUCCUGUGCAGCACCGACAUUGCCGAAAAUCCCAGCUUCAUUUCCUCCAUCACAUGCCUCCUGCAGUGCACCAGCAGUGCCUAUUGAUUCAACCAUUCAGAAUCUUCGUCUCUCAUACAAAGACGGCGACAGGAUGAACGUGACAUGUAACGUGGGUUCUGAUUGGUUCGACGUGUCAUGUGACGAUGGAAUAUGGAUAGGCCAAAACAUAGUUUGCCCUGACCCUCCCAAAGAAUGCAAUCCACCAAUCAUCCCCGUCGUCUCAUUCAUGGGAAAUGUUAAGCCUCGCUACAAGAUUGGUGACCAAGUCAACAUCACAUGUAACGACGACUCUGAUUGGUUCGCUUGGGAAUGUCACACAGAUGGCUUGUGGCGUGGGAAUUCCGUCCAGUGCUCUACUGAUUGUCUCCCACCCGGAGGAGAAAAACCUUCAUUCCCAGAGCGUAUUGCAUAUUCUAGUAGUGAGCAGAAGGGAAGGGAUUACUUUAUCACCGGUCUUCUGGUUACAGCUGUCAUCUUAUUCAUCCUUGUUCUGAUGUGUAUGGCGGCGUUUGUCAUCUUCGUAAGAAAUCGUGGCUAUGAUUUAGCAACAUCAUCAAAAGACAAUCUUCAAGAUGAGAAGGGAUCCAGAGGACCUCUUCCUGACGUUCCUGACGGUUAUGCCAAGUACAUUGGUGGUGACCAGUCACUCUAUGUCGAACCAUACCUCAAACAAAGUGGAGAUCCCAUUCGAAGCUAUGAAGUCUACGAAAAACCAACUUGAAUAAAUUACUACCAGUUUUAGAUUCGAUGAGCACUUUCAUAUAGGAAAACUCGACUCUUGUUUAUUAGCCUUCUUUUAUACUUAUGCUGUUAUUCUGUGUUGUUGUUUAAUUUUUAAAAAUUUUGAUUAAUAUUUUCUUCAAAUGUUAGAAGCUAUUUCACGCAUUAAUUCCCCUUUCCCCACUUGUUUACAUGUACAUUCAAUAUAUGAACAUGGCAUACCAUUUAUACCCUCUUCUUUUUCACAAUGCAUUCAUUGUUGUCUUGGAUCCACAACUGAAUCCAUUGAAUAUAUAAAUAUAUAUAUAUUUUUUUUAAAUUGAAUGAAAGUUAUAAACGUUUAUGUUAAUUUAUGUCAUGAUUGUUCAAGUAAGAAUAUGAUUAAGACCAAUAUCGCUCCUGUAUCCUAUUAUUAUUAUUGAGAUAAUUUUAAGAUGAAGUUAAACCAUUUUUGCUUGCUGUAUAGUAGAUAGGAGAUGUAUACAUCAAGAUAAAGAGGGUUUUUCUUCAUAAUGAUUUUUAAUUUUCUUUCUCAAACAUGUCCUGGUUAAUAUAAAUUUGUACGAUAUUUAGUUAAUUGAUGGAUUUAACAUCAAGGAAUCUAUCAAUACCAAAUGAGAUAGUCUCAAUGAAAAACAAAACAAAACGAUUUUUUACUUCAUUUCACAAAAUCUAUUUCACAAAAUUUCCUCUAGGUAUGCAUAUAAUUCCUUUACUAUAAAGAAACAACUAACUUCAUUUUUUACACCCCCUGUAAAUUUGAUGUGUUUUUGUUUUGGUUUUCGUAACUCAAGAAUAAACGAUGUAACGAUUAAAUCAACUUUUCGUUAAAUACUUUUAGAUAAAAGCUUUAAUAUGUCAUAUUCUCAAGAAACAUGAAUCGGGACGAAUAUAUUUUGUACAUGCUUAAUAAAAUGUACGGUUAAACGUCGUAAGGGUAUAAAUGAUGUACUUGUUAACUUUAUAAAUAAGUACCACACCCCGUUAGCUCGUUGUAUUACCUUCGUGGAAAUGUAUGCAAAUUUAACUCAAUUAAACUUGUAACAAACAAACAAUGUAGAAAUAUUACAGUAGGUGACA